Chlamydomonas reinhardtii is the source of this 2906-nucleotide messenger RNA. RefSeq lists its product as uncharacterized. Gene Ontology annotation, biological process: sphingolipid catabolic process; ceramide biosynthetic process. The transcript is spliced from 3 exons. The coding region runs from base 147 to 2321 and encodes 724 amino acids. Gene Ontology annotation, cellular component: membrane; cell periphery; endoplasmic reticulum. The record is from RefSeq and is a predicted model, not a curated record. Gene Ontology annotation, molecular function: glycerophospholipase activity. Lineage: Eukaryota; Viridiplantae; Chlorophyta; Chlorophyceae; Chlamydomonadales; Chlamydomonadaceae.
AUUGUGAGCAAGCGCGAAAGUCUGACCGCAAACCCGGCUUGGCCUCGUGGUCUGCGCGCUCCCCUAAUCCCCUAAAGUCUUGCGACCGCGCAUUCUCAAUAUAUAUGAGUAUCAUACUCGGCGACGUACUGCCACACGGCGCCAAAAUGCAGCCACACUUGGAGCUCGCCGACGACGUUCUGGACCGUAUCUUCUUGCACCUGUCUCCAAAUGAGCUGUCGUCCAGUAUCCGGCUUCUGAGCAAGAGCUGGGCUGCCCGAUACGCAUAUAUGACCCACAUCAGCCUACGUGUCGCGGUGCCGCGCCAUGCCUUCCGCUGGCGCUUCACUGUCGCCAUUGCAGCUGCCCUGCCGCUGCGCACCCGCCGCGAGCUCCUGUGCGCCACGGCUGCCUCCGGGGACGUCUCCAACCUAGAGCAUGCGCUGGAGGUGACGGGGCUGGACCUGGGUGCCGCCGCCACCGCCACUGCCCUGCUGGCCGCGGCAGCUUGCGCGGAGCCGCCUGGCGGCAUGGCGGUGACGGCGUUCCUGCUGCACCGGAUGGGCCGCAGCCAGCAGCACCAGCAGGACACGCGGUCAGGGUGGCUGGGACAGCUGUGUCAGAGGUGUCACGCCUGGUGCAGUUCUGGCUCGAAAGCAUCACUGGUUGAGGUGGUCGAGCCCGCCCUGUGCGCGGCGGCGGCGGCAGGAUGGAAGGAGUCGUGCGCGCUGCUUCUGGGCCGGCUCAUGGGAGGUGGGGCCGGCCAGUGCAGCUCAGCGGACACGGAGGGUCAUGGAGAGGAGCUGAUCGAGGCGGAGACGUCCGCACAGAUUCCAGACAUAGGCCGCCGCCAGCAGCAACCGCUCGUGCUGCCGACAACAAUAGCACUUAGUCGGCACAUUGGGAAGGCAGUGCUGGCGGCGCUGCGAGGCGGCCACCUGCCGCUGGCGGCGUUGCUGCAGGAGCAACAGCACCAGCUGCACCAGGGGCGCCGGCCGCAGCUGCAGAGGCUUCAGUCUCAGGCCGCAAUGGUGGAGGUCGCUGCUAACACUGCUGCCGCAAGCGGGGCGGCUGCAGGUGACGGCGCGAUGGCAGCAACAACCGGUGACGAGUGGGCGGCGCUGCUGGAGGCUGCGGCGGCUGGCCUUGCGCUGCGGCCGCUGCAGCUCGUGGUCCUGUGCGGCGGCGACCUGCGCAAAGCUACAGCGUGGGUGCAGGAGCAAACCGCCCAGAUGACAGAUAGCGAGCUAGCCGCGGCCGCAGCUGCAGCGGCGGCGGCACACACACGCCAGCUGGCUACCUGGCAGCUAUCAGCUGUGGUGUCUGCGGCUGCGGGCAGCCUGCAGGCUGUGGGGUCAUGGGCUGACAAGCUGGACUGGCUGACGACAGAGCCGCCGCGGGGCCUAGGCUUCCCGCGCCCUGCUGCUGCAGCGGUAGCAGUCGUGGCGUCUGCAGGCAGCGGGAUGGAGGCGGCUGAGGUGGCGCUGCAGCGGCUGCAGUGGCUGCGUGGUGCUGGAUAUCCACUCGAUCCCAGGGUAGUAGUGGGGGCUGCAGCAAGGCGUAGUGAUUUGCGCCUACUGGAGGCAUUGCUGCGAGACCCGAGCGGACAUGUGCGCCCGGGCCGGGAGGCGGCGUACGCGGCGGCGGCUGCAGCCGCCAGGACUGCAGUGCUACCGCCACCAGCGGAUGCUACUGAUGCUGUUGGUGAGAUGGAAGGCGCGUAUGGCCACGGGCAGGUGGCUUGUGGCAUGAGCAAAGUGAGUGGCGUGCCGGCACUGCGGCUGCUGCACAAGUACGGUUGUGCCAUUGAGCCGUACGGCACCCUGCUGGUGGCGGCGGAGUCUGGCGACCUGGCCGCGGUGCGGUGGCUGCUAACGGGCCAGCAGGACGAGCAGGAGGCCCCAGAGGAGGGCGGCGAGCACAAUAGGGGCGGUGCCACAACUACCUCCCCGGUAGCGUCGCAAGUCCGGCUGGACGCGGAGGUGAUGGGCGCUGCGGCGAGCUCAGGCCACGUGCCGCUCAUGUCCUGGCUGCUGCGCCGCCGCGGCUGCGCCAUGGACAGAGACACCUUCCGUCGUUGCGCCGCGGGCGGCAGUGUAGCGGCGCUGCGGUGGCUGGCGGCGGCUGGCUGUGACAUUGGGGACGACGGUGGUGCCUACGCCGCCGCCGCCGGCCAGGGUGACCGCCUGGUGGCCGCCGCCCUGCAGCAGCUGGGCUGCCGUAGGCCUGCAGGCGCCGAAGGGGCGAACACCGCCACGACGACAGGCUAUGCCAGGAGCGGGGGCAUGCGCCUCAGUGGGGGCGCAGGGGGCUACGGCGUGCGGCCUCCCUCUCUGGCCUAGAUCGGCACAUAAGGUUAUGGGUUGUAGCAACUAGGCGAUUUUCGUGCUCGUCAGCAGCUCGUGGCUUCCCUUCGCUCGCCCCGCGCAGAGUGGUGAGGCGCGUCGCCGGCGGCGUAUGUAGGACCUCUACGCGUGCCCCUUCGCGCGGGCCUUUGCCUGCCUGGCAACAAUGCGUAUCCGCAUUGGGCUGUAGGCCUGAGGCCUUCGUAAACAGUUUGUUUACCCUGCAAAUACUAGCUCUGGCAUGUGUAGAAGACUCGAGUGGAUGCGUAGCACCAAUGCUGUGACACGUUGCUCAAGGUGGAACGUGUUAGCUUCAGCUUUAACGCUUUAGCUUGCAGUUCCUGGUGGCUGUUGGAUACAACACGGUGUUUGAGCAUGUAUUCCCGCCGGCCCGGAGUGUGCACCAAGUUGGUAGAACCGGUUAAGACCCAGAACCAGUUCAGAGCCGCCCACAUGCUAGGUGUGGCGUACGUGCAGAGCCAGAGCGCACAACCGAAGCGCGCCUGAUUCACCACAAAGACACAAGUAACAUGCAGCUUUGGUACAACUGUCAAAACAUGCCCUGAAUGUCACAGACGUAUA